Phaedon cochleariae (mustard beetle) is the source of this 1904-nucleotide messenger RNA. NCBI's taxonomy places the organism in Eukaryota, Metazoa, Arthropoda, Insecta, Coleoptera, Chrysomelidae. The record is from the annotation of a GenBank genome assembly.
AUUUUCCACUGGAGAGGUCGGUUGCAAUCACAGAACUUAAACAUCUCAUGCUACUUCUUCUCUUCUGCUUCUUCCAAUUUUACUUUAAUCAAUUAGGUUAUGUUGUUUGUUGUGAUUUUGAAAUUGUGUUUCUUGUUUCAUUUUUCUAGGUAAUAAAAGUGGUAAAGAAAUUAAAGAAUUCUCUCGUUCCGUAAUCUCAGUAAGAUUUCAAAGUAUCACAAACAAAGCAUUGAAUAAUUAUGUCACAUGGUCUAGCACAACUAAUCAAAAAUUAUUUUGGAAAUCCAGAUAUGAUGAGAAAUGACCUUUGAUUCAUGACUCUUAAAUAUUUGACAUAUUAUUGACAUUACAAUUUUAUGCAAUAUGAUUAAUUUUCUGAGUGCUCAUUUACCCAACAGAGUUCUUCAAGGUUUAACUGCUGUUUAUUUCAGAGCAUCUGCUGUGAGGAGGAACGGUUACAGAGGCUCUCAUAGUGCACCAGUUACCAUAAAAUUUGAUCAAAUGAAGGUCACUAUUCUACCUGCUCUUUCUGAUAAUUAUAUGUAUUUGAUUACAGAUGAAAAUACAAAACAAGCAGCCGUUGUGGAUCCUGUAGAGCCAGACAAGGUAUUGGAAGCUGUCAAAGCUGAAGGUGUGAACCUCACCAAAGUCCUUACUACUCAUCAUCACUGGGAUCAUGCAGGGGGAAAUGAAGAACUGGUUAAAAAAUCAUCAGGAGCCCUUCAGAUUUUUGGAGGAGACAAGAGAAUUGGUGCCCUAACCAAUGAGGUGAAGCAUGGUGAUAAAUUCUCCAUUGGGGAAAUAAAUGUGGAAUGUUUGUACACCCCCUGUCACACUUCUGGGCACAUUUGCUACUACCUAACAGUACCUGGUCAAACACCUGCAGUAUUUACAGGUGAUACACUUUUCAUAGCAGGAUGUGGCAGAUUCUUUGAAGGUACUGCUGAACAGAUGUAUUCAGCUUUGGUGGAAAAAUUGGGAAAUCUACCAGAUAGUACAAGAGUUUUUUGUGGGCAUGAAUAUACCCAGCAAAAUUUGAAGUUUGCCAAACAUGUUGAAAAAGAAAAUUCUGAUAUCCUACAGAAAAUUGAAUGGGCUGAAGAAAAGAGAAGUAAAGGAUUACCAACAGUUCCAUCUACAAUUGGCGAUGAGAAAAAAAUUAACCCUUUCAUGAGAGUUAUGAUGGGUACAGUGCAAAGCCACACCAAUUGCAGUGAUCCUAUCACCACAAUGCAGUCAAUAAGAAAAGAGAAAGAUAGUUUCAAGGCAUCUUAAGAUUACAUAUAAUCAGAAGAGUACUGUAUAUUUUUUUUGUUCUCAAUAUAUUAUUUACAAAAUUAUGCACUAGUUUCACUGCCCAAUUUGAAUUCAUACAAGUAUGUUUCCAUCAAUUAAAACUUCUUUUCAAAGACAUUUUGAAUUGAACACUAAUAUUCUAGUGCCUAAAAUAGGAGGCAAAUAUAUUCCAAAUAGAGGAUCAUCUUUCAUAUGAAAAAAUUGCCAUGAUUUUAGUCAAUGAAGAGUUAACCAUACCUGCACCAUAUACAUUCAUUUUUUCAUAUUAUACUCUUCCAUUUCUGCAAUAUAUUUUUCUUUUGAUCUUUCAUAUCUAUCCACAUAAAUCUUGAAAAAAAAACAAUAAAUGUCAUGAAUUAAUAUACUGCUAACUUAGAAAUACUUACUUGUUUAUCAGUUACUGAUAAUGUCUUCCAUUUGAGGGCAAGCUGCCUAGUUAAUUCCUGUUUAGAAGGCUCAACCUGACCAGGUUUCAACUCUGAGCUUAUUUGCUCCAUCAGAAUUUGUCUCUGUUCUUGACAAAAUUGAAAGAAUGGGUUUGAAGGUCUCUUUGGAGCAUUAGGAUCUUUUUCUGAUUUUACUGAUUUUCUUUUUGUUGUUUUUCUUGA